Molecule: messenger RNA, 735 nt
Organism: Aureobasidium uvarum
Lineage: Eukaryota; Fungi; Ascomycota; Dothideomycetes; Dothideales; Saccotheciaceae
Source: the annotation of a GenBank genome assembly
AUGGCCAACCCAAUGGACAGUGACGCUGGAUCCGAACUCUUCAACAACUAUGAAGCCGAACUCAAGCUCGUCCAAGCCGACCUGAACCAAAAGCUCGACCAGCUGCCCGAACUCGCCGGGGAAGAGCGCAAGGCUGCCAUCGGCCGAGCACAGCGUUCCUUGGAGGAGGCCACUGAGAUCGUAAGUCGCUUCUUAACACGACUUAGCACAUCUCCCACUGACUCUGCACCCACAGNNCUGGACUCGAUGCGAUUGGAAAAGGAAAACCUGCCCGCAAACCAAAAGACCAAGACGAACCAGCGCUUCCGCAACUACACACACGACAUCGACAUGGCCAAGCAGAAACUCAAGGGCCUGUCCAGCGACAAGUCCGCUCUCUUUGGAAGACGCUACACCGACAAUCCUACCAGCGACGAUCAGCUUGAGCAAAGACAACAACUCCUAUCAGGCACCGACAGACUCGACCGUUCGAGUGGCCGCCUACGCGAAAGUCAGCGCGUUGCUCUCGAAACCGAAGACAUUGGUCGCAACACUCUUGCCGACUUGGCCAGACAACGAGAGGUCAUUGAGCACUCUAGAGACGUGCUCCUCGAGGGUGAGGGCUACACCGACAGGAGCAACAAGACAUUGAAGCAGAUGGCUCGUAGAAUGGCUACGAAUAAGAUAAUCACCAUCGCCAUCAUCACUGUUCUGGUUCUCCUGAUUCUUGCUGUCAUCAUCAGCAAGUUCAGAUGA